UCUGGCGGCGUAGGACUCGAGUCGUAGCAGCAUUGGGGAAUAGCCUACAUUUCCCACAAUGCAACUUCGUAAACACAUGCAAAAUCACCUGACUACUUUCACGUACGUAUGAAUGCACAUAGCAGUACUCCCACUUGAAAUUCUUUGCUUGGGUGGCCCAAACCCCGACUUGUCAGUAUUUUGAAAGAUGUUACGUCCAAAAGCUUUGACCCAGGUUCUCAGCCAAGCAAAUACAAGUGGCGUUCAGAGCACACUACUUUUGAACAAUGAAGGUUCUCUUUUGGCAUACUCUGGCUAUGGUGACACAGACGCACGGGUCACCGCUGCCAUCGCCAGCAACAUCUGGGCAGCCUACGACAGGAACGGGCAUUUGGCUUUCAACGAGGACAAACUGAAGUUUAUUUUGAUGGACUGUAUGGAGGGCAGAGUAGCCAUCACCCGGGUUGCCAAUCUGCUCUUGUGCAUGUAUGCUAAAGAAACAGUCGGCUUUGGGAUGCUGAAAGCCAAGGCAGAGGCUCUUGUAGAGUACUUGGAGGAACCCUUGACACAGGUGGCUGCGUCUUAAAGAGCAGGAGAGAAACGGCCCUUUUCCUUGUCUCAUGGCGUUGGGAGCGAAGGAAGAGACUAGCUUUAUGCAUUCAGCUGUGACUGAAUGAAAGCUGAAUUCGGACUAUGAGAGGGAAUCUUCUCAACUGUCUCUCUUGAGGACUUUGCUAUUUAUUUACAUAUUUGAUCGAUAUGCUUGCUUCCAGGUAUGUCUGAUGUUUUGUGUGGACUGCUGUGUAUUUUCUUUGUAAACUAACAAUGUUCCCUCAGUUUGUUAAGAAGCAACCAACUUCAGUUGUAUUUCUCCAACAUGCUCUGUUCAACAAUCUGACAAAUGUGUCAAACAUUUUCUUUUUGUAUGAAAUGAAUUCAUGUCUACAUUUUGUACAAAUCUACAUAAAGAUGUAACUGAAAAUAAAGACUGCUGUAUUUAAAGUGUUAAAUUAA
This is a messenger RNA of Engraulis encrasicolus (European anchovy), 993 nucleotides long. RefSeq names its product late endosomal/lysosomal adaptor, MAPK and MTOR activator 2 (gene lamtor2). The coding region runs from base 188 to 565 and encodes 125 amino acids. The transcript has 4 exons. Gene Ontology annotation, molecular function: guanyl-nucleotide exchange factor activity; molecular adaptor activity. Gene Ontology annotation, biological process: cellular response to amino acid stimulus; positive regulation of TOR signaling. Gene Ontology annotation, cellular component: Ragulator complex. NCBI's taxonomy places the organism in Eukaryota, Metazoa, Chordata, Actinopteri, Clupeiformes, Engraulidae. The record is from RefSeq and is a predicted model, not a curated record.